Messenger RNA from Cryphonectria parasitica EP155, 1599 nucleotides. Its product is annotated as nitrate transporter. The coding region runs from base 1 to 1599 and encodes 532 amino acids. The transcript has 4 exons. The record is from RefSeq and is a predicted model, not a curated record. Gene Ontology annotation, cellular component: membrane. Gene Ontology annotation, molecular function: nitrate transmembrane transporter activity; nitrite transmembrane transporter activity. Gene Ontology annotation, biological process: nitrate transmembrane transport; nitrite transport. Lineage: Eukaryota; Fungi; Ascomycota; Sordariomycetes; Diaporthales; Cryphonectriaceae.
AUGGGCCUCGUCUCGAUCUUGGUGGACCUGGUGAGGUCGCCUGGAGUCAACCCGGUCAACAUGAAAGCGCGUGCCCUGCCGAUCCUGAACCCUUUCAAUGUCUAUGGCCGUGUCUUCUUCUUUUCGUGGUUUGGCUUCAUGAUGGCCUUUUGGGCGUGGUUUGCCUUUCCACCGCUGUUGACUACUACGAUCGUAAAGGAUCUUGACCUGACGGCGGCCCAAGUAGCCAACUCAAACAUCAUAUCCAUAUGUGCAACGAUGCUCGUCCGGUUCAUUGCCGGCCCCCUAUGUGAUCAGUUCGGCCCUCGAAAGGUCUUCGCUGGCUGCCUCCUCCUGGGCUCCAUACCCAUCGGUCUCGCCCCCCUGGUCCAGAAUGCCGGCGGGCUCUACACAAGUCGCCUCUUCAUCGGCAUCCUGGGAGGUUCCUUUGUACCCUGCCAGGUAUGGACCACGGGAUUCUUCGACAAGAACAUCGUAGGCAGGGCCAACGCAAUCGCGGGCGGCUGGGGAAAUGCCGGCGGCGGCCUUACUUACUUUAUCAUGCCGGCCGUGUACGACUCGUUCGUUGGAUAUGGAUAUCCUGCCGACCAGGCGUGGCGGCUUACGUUCAUCCUGCCCCUGAUCAUGCUCAUCGUCACGGGCCUGGGGCUUCUCUUACUCUGUCCUGAUACCCCUACGGGCAGAUGGAGCCGGCGAGAGCUGCACGUGCAGGAGGAGAACAUAGCAGCCUUGGACGAUGGUGUGGGUGCGAGGGGACCGAUCGUCGCCGUGCCGGGACCCACCACUGAUAGACCAUCCACGUGCUCCAUGACAACGCUCGAGACCGUGAACGACAGGCCCGACCAAUCCACCAGGCCCACAAGGGACCCAUCCUCCUCAAGAAGAGGAGAAGGAGCAGAAGCAAGCGAGACAGACCUCGCAGCCCACCAGGACGAGAUCAUCAUCAAUCCCUCGGUAGCAGAGAUCCUCAAAGUCACCCUCUGCCCCCAGACCUGCACGCUCAUGCUCUGCUACGCCUGCUCCUUCGGCGCCGAGCUGUCCAUCAACGCCGUCCUGGCCGCCUACUACCUUGCCAGCUUCCCCUACCUAGGCCAGACACGCGCGGCCCACUGGGCAGCCAUGUUUGGGUUCCUCAACCUCGCCGCGCGGCCCCUGGGCGGCAUCAUCGCCGACGCACUGUUCAACCACCCGGCCCCCUCCGGCUCACCCACGCGCGCCCUCUGGCUCAAGAAGGCCUGGCUGCACCUCUGCGGUGUGCUGGCGGGCGUGCUGCUGAUCAUCACCGGCACGGCCGAUGUGGGGAGCUUGCCCACGUUCAACGGCCUGGUCGCGCUCGCAGCGGUAUUUCUGGAGGCCGGCAACGGGGCCAACUAUGCACUUGUGCCGCAUGUGCAUCCGUAUGCGAACGGCGUGGUCUCGGGCUUGACCGGUGGGUUCGGGAAUCUGGGUGGGGUGGUGUUUGCUAUUAUUUUUCGGUUCAUGGAUGAUGGGACGGGGUAUGCAAAGGCGUUUUGGGUUAUUGGGUGUAUUCAUGUGGGGGUGAAUCUGCUGGUGGCGUGGAUUCCGCCGAUUCCGAGGGGCCAAGCGGGAGGGCAUUGA